This is a messenger RNA of Myxocyprinus asiaticus (Chinese sucker), 7720 nucleotides long. Its product is annotated as tyrosine-protein kinase receptor UFO-like. The transcript is spliced from 21 exons. Gene Ontology annotation, biological process: natural killer cell differentiation; cell migration; platelet activation. Bases 319 to 3114 code for a protein of 931 amino acids. Gene Ontology annotation, molecular function: ATP binding; protein binding; transmembrane receptor protein tyrosine kinase activity. Gene Ontology annotation, cellular component: signaling receptor complex. Lineage: Eukaryota; Metazoa; Chordata; Actinopteri; Cypriniformes; Catostomidae. The record is from RefSeq and is a predicted model, not a curated record.
UUGAGUGGAGGAAUGCGAGUUCUCUAAAGAGGGAAUAAAGGCGUCCUGAUGACAGAAAGAAGAAAUACGCGUCAGGAUUCCAAAAAUAACACAACUCGGGUUGGAAAACUUUGGAGCGCGUUUUGAUUCUUUCCUUAAAGGAUUACUAAAACGUUUUUCGAGGUUAAAAAAAGAAGAAAACGAAGGGAAAAGAAAGAAAAAAGAAGAAAGAAAUCAAUAGUAAUCGCUAACUCUUCAACACUGCAUUGAUUACUAAGAAAGCCGACUUCUUCCCAGAAGAAACGCUCAUCUGUUGAAAGUGAACACCGGAGCGAUGCGAUGAUGCGAUCUGAUUCACAUUCAGCGAAGACGCGGAACCGGAGCGGCCCGAAACCAGACAAAAGAAUGACCGGACCGAACUUACUCGCUCUGAUGCUCAUGGUACUGAUGCGCCUCGGCACUGCGGAACAUGUAUCAGGGAUGCGAUUCGUGCUGAGCCCCGGGAACGUGACUUCCUCUCUGGGGAAGCCAGUGGUGCUGCAGUGCAUUCUGCGGGCUGACGGGGUGGACCAGGGGCCCCUGGACGUAUUCUGGCUGAGGGAGGGACAGCAGCUGGAGUUUGCCGACACUAACCAGAUGCAGGUGCCCGUGGAUGAGGAGAGCUGGCUGGUGAUCAGCGAACUCAAGAUUGAGAAUGUACAGCUCUCAGAUAUGGGCGCCUAUCAAUGUGCGGUUUGCUUACAUGAGCAGACUUUAUCCAUUGAAGGACACAUACAGCUGGAAGGUCUCCCUCAUUUCUCAGUAGAGCCGCAACAUAUGUCAGUGGUGGCUAACGUUGGGCUCAGUUUGAGUUGUGUGGCUCACGGUCCUCCUGAUCCGGUUCGGGUCAUCUGGCUGCAGGACGGGGCUCCACUCAAUAAUCUGAAUGACCCAAUAUCUCUCUCACCCUCAACUCUCAACAUCUCAGGUUUGAAUAAAACCAGCUCUUUCUCUUGUGAGGCUCACAAUCGUAAAGGUGUGGCAUCGUCUGGCACAGGUGUUGUGACAGUCCUCCCUGCUGAGCCCCAUGACAUUAAAGCUGAAGACAUCACAAAUUCAAGUAUCCAUCUUUCUUGGCAGACAGGCUUUGGAGGAAUCUAUCCCAUUAGCCACUGCACAGUUGAGGUUAAACCUUCUGGCAAAGACUUCAUCGAAAAUGCUGAUCACAUGAUCUACAACCAGAAUGUUAAUGGAUCUAUCACCAGCCACCUGAUGUCAGACCUGGAACCCUUCAGCCAAUAUGAUUUUAGAGUGGCCUGCCAGAGCAGCCAGGGCAUCUCUGAUUGGACAGCAUGGGUAACCAUCAGCACCAAUGAAGGGGUUCCGGAUUCAGCACCAGAGAAUGUCACUGCUGUGGUGAACGGGACAGAAGUUCUGCUGAGAUGGUCAGAACCUUCUGGAAAGAUAAACGGCCAGCUACAGGGAUACAUGAUGGAGUACAGUACACCUCAUAUGGAACAGGUAAUGGUGGUCAUGGGUUCGGACACAGAACUGUUUGUCAAUCUGUCUGCCCCCCUAUCCAAUGUGUCCUUCAGAGUGUGUGCGUACACUGGUGCGGGACAGGGGCCCUGGACACCCCUCCAAACCAUCACACUUAUCCCUUCAGAAAUGCUGCUUCAUUCUAGAGGUCUGUCGAGUCCUCCUGCUUUCUCCUGGCACUGGUGGUAUGUGGUGAUGGCCAUCGCUGUUGCCAUCGCUCUUGCGGUGCUCUUGGCCGUAUAUGUGACCAGACUGAGGCGGAAGGAGACACGUUUCGGCGAGGCGUUUGAGCCCAUGAUGGAGAGCGGUGAACUUGUUGUCCGAUAUCGAGCUCGACGCACAUACAGUCGACGCACAACUGAAGCUACAUUAAACUCUCUGGGGAUCAGCGAUGAGCUCAAACAAAAGUUACAGGACGUGAUGGUGGACAGACACAAACUAACACUGGGAAAAACACUGGGAGAAGGUGAGUUUGGCUCUGUUAUGGAGGGUUCGCUCACUCAAGAGGACUCUGUGCUCAAAGUGGCAGUGAAGACCAUGAAAAUUGCUAUCUGCACUCGCACCGAAAUGGAAGAUUUUCUGCGAGAGGCGGCCUGCAUGAAAGAGUUUGACCAUCAGAAUGUCAUGAGGCUUCUGGGCGUGUGUCUGCAGACAGUGGAGAGUGAAGGUUAUCCGUCUCCUGUUGUUAUUUUGCCCUACAUGAAGCAUGGAGACCUGCACAGCUACCUGCUGUACUCCAGACUGGGCGACUCACCUGUGUACUUACCCUCUCAGAUGCUGGUGAAGUUCAUGACAGACAUCGCUAGAGGUAUGGAGUAUCUGAGCGACAAAAACUUCAUUCAUAGAGACCUGGCGGCUCGAAACUGCAUGUUAAAUGAGAACAUGAACGUGUGUGUGGCUGACUUCGGCCUGUCGAAGAAGAUCUAUAAUGGAGAUUACUACAGACAGGGCCGCAUCUCUAAGAUGCCUGUAAAGUGGAUCGCCAUUGAGAGCCUGGCAGACAGAGUGUACACCACCAAGAGCGAUGUGUGGUCAUUUGGAGUGACAAUGUGGGAGAUAGCGACUCGUGGUCAGACGCCGUACCCUGGCGUGGAGAACAGUGAAAUCUAUGAUUAUCUGAGACAGGGCAACCGACUCAAACAACCUCCAGACUGUCUGGACAGCAUUUAUUCCCUGAUGUUCUCCUGCUGGUUUCUGAGCCCAAAGGACCGGCCAAGCUUUGAGAUCUUGCGCUGUGAGCUCGAAAAGGUUCUGGAAGAUCUGCCGAGCCAAGACCCAGAUGAAAUACUCUACGUCAAUAUGGAGGAGUCAUCCGGCGAGCUGGGGGCCGUGGGAGGCCGUGACCCCAUAAUGGGGCUCCCUUGUGCACUCGGGGCAUUGAAGGGCUCAGGUACAGUGGCCACUGUGGAAGUCCACCACCCCAGCCGGUAUGUCAUCUGCCCUCAGCACGAGAACCAGCGCCUGCUCAACGCCGACUCCAUGGAGAGUCUUAACCUUAUUGGGUCUAUACCCACACCGGCACUUCAACCUUCGUCCUGUUCCACUCCACUGCCGCCCUCUGAAACUCAAGCCCCUGAGGAGCGAGACAGCCCAGGGUGCAAGAAAGUGCCCUGGUAGUGAUGCUUCAGUGACUGAAAUGGAUUUAUACUGCCUCUUGUGGAGAGAGUUACUGCUCCUAUCCCAAUUUUGCACAAGCAUUCCACACACUCCACCAGACAUUCAAUGUUUAUAAUGAAUUUAUUUCCCUUGCUUUCCAAAUGGUCUUUUAUGCUUAGUGUAGAUUUUGAGAGGUGUAUGGGUCAUAAUUUAUGUUCUCUAUCUUACUGUUGUACCAACCAGGUGUGAUGUGACAGGUUUAACUCCUCAUACUAUCACAAACCCUUUCGACAUUUAAUCACGUGCAGGUUAUGCAUUAUAGAUAUCUGUAAUUACAUUUUCUAUAGUUAAAAGGCUAAGUCUUGAUAUCAGAUAUGUUGAUAUUUUUAUAUAAUUAAUUAGGUUUUCACACACACACACAAAAAAAACGUAAAUUCUUGAUAUAAAUCUAGUAAAAAGUAUUAUUUGUUAUGUCAAUAAUAACAUUGUAACUAGUGCAAAUGGCCAUUCCGAUAUAAAAAAUUUAAUUACAACAAGUAAAAAUACAUUUUUAAUUUUUUAUUUUAUUUAUAUAUAUAUAUAUAAUUUGGUUUUCACUAGUGGCAAUGUUAAUUUAAGAUAUCUUAAAUUACUCUUCAUUUAUUGAUAUCUGAAAACCCUUUCCAGAUAACUUAAAUACCAAUUCUAACUUAUUGAAAUAAAUGUAAAGAUAUAAAAUUAGCAAUUUUUACUUGUUGUAAUUCAGUUGUUGAUAUCAGGAAUGGUUAUUUGUACUUGUAACAAUGUAAUUAUUGAUUUUUAAAAUUAUAAUAGUAUAACUAGUAAGAAGAACAUGUAUUUGGAAUUUCAACCAGUAAAAAAAUUAUUAUAGAAAUCUGUAAUUGCAUUCAAAAAGUAUUGAAUUACACAUCACUGUGAAAUUCUACUAGUGUUAACGCAGUUACUGAUAUCAAUGAUUAUGUUUUUUUACUAGUUCAAGUAAUUAAUUUUCUUUUAAUCAAGAAUGGGUAUUUCCGCAAAUAAUUAUAUCAUAAAUGUUAAAAUGUCUUGUAGCUUGCCGCUUGUCACGGUCAUGGACAAAAAUUCUAACUAAAGGUGAAGUGUGUAAUUUCUGUGCGACUUGCGUCAACAAAUAGAAUUGCAAAAAUAAUGAUUGUUUUCAAACAGGUUUCCCAAGCACUUCUUGUCCCGUAGCAAACUCACGCCAUUGGUCAUUGUUGCUGUGUUGGGCUGGUUGGGAUGCAAACAUAGCUAUGUUUUGAAAGUGCCACAAAGCUACCGUGUUUAUAUUUUUCGAAGAAAUGCACCUACGACUGGCUUACUUACAGUUGUCUCUGCAUAUUAGCUGGGUAAGGGGAAAGUUACACACAUCACCUUUAACAUAGAAUAGAUUUAUUGUUUGUUGCUUUAUUGCAUCACACAUGAUAUUAGACUCAAAACAGAUAUUCCAGAAAAGCACAGAUAUACAGGUACAGCACAUUUACCGUAGCCUUAUGAGAUUAAUAGAAGUCAAACUAAUGGAAUGAGGCCAGUUCUGUUUUUAAAACUCAAUUACAUCAGGUCUAAACUCAUCAUAUAGAUGGUGUGCUGCUGAUAUUGACCAUUCACUCUUAACAGUGAACUCAGGAGGUGCUUGCAUCAACAAUGGCCAAUAAUACAAAGGUCAGAUUAAGCAAACACCACAAACUAGCAUGACACUGCCACUGUCUAGAUUGAGAUGGAACUGUUCAAGUUUUUAAAGGAAUUGUUCAGCCAAAAAUUAAAAUUCUGUCAUCAUUUAUUCUCCAUGUUUCAAACCAAUAUGGUAUUUUUUUUUUUUUUUUUUUUUUGUAGAAAACAAAAGGAGACAUUUUUGAAGAAUCGUUACACAGCUUUUGCCAUACAACGGCAGUUAAUAUUGACCAUGUCACAAAAAACACAGGAAUAAGAUAUAACAAUUUUACCAUACGGCUCCAUACAACUUUUGUGCUAUAUUAGAAGUCUUCUGAAGUCAUAUGAUAGCUUUGCGUAACGUUUUGUGUUCCCUCACAAUAGUUUUACAUUCCCUCUCAAUAGAUUUAGUUUUGAAUCUCCUCGCAAUAGUUUUGAAUUUCCUCGCAAUAGUUUUCUUUUUGAAUUUCCUCGCAAUAGUUUUGAAUUCCCUCGCAAUAGUUUUAGUUUUGAAUCUCCUCGCAGUAGUUUUUAAUUUCCUCGCAAUAGUUUUGAAUUCCCUUGUAAUAGUUUUGAUAGUUUUAGUUUUGAAUUUCCUCGCAAUAAUUUUGAAUUCCCUCUCAAUAGUUUUGAUUCCCUCACAAUAGUUUUGAUAAUUUUAGUUUUGAAUUUCCUCUCAAUAGUUUUGAUUCCCUCACAAUAGUUUUGAUAAUUUUAGUUUUGAAUUUCCUCUCAAUAGUUUUGAUUCCCUCACAAUAGUUUUGAUAAUUUUAGUUUUGAAUUUCCUCUCAAUAGUUUUGAUUCCCUCACAAUAGUUUUGAUAAUUUUAGUUUUGAAUUCCCUCGCAAUAGUUUUGAUAGUUUUAGUUUUGAAUUCCCUCGCAAUAGUUUUAGUUUUGAAUCUCCUCGCAAUAGUUUUGAAUUUCCUCGCAAUAGUUUUGCAUUUUAUCACAAUUAGUUUUGUAUUCACUCGCAAUAAUUUUGCAUUCCCUGCAAUUAGUUUUGAAUUUCCUCGCAAUAGUUUUUUCAUUCCCUCGCAAUAGUUUUGUAUUUCAUCACAAUUAGUUUUGCAUCCCCUUUUGCAACAGUUUCCAUUUCUUCGCAAUAGUUCUGCAGUUAUUUUGGCAGAAUUAUUAUGAUUUUGAAUACUACAGUUCUCCUGUGUUACUGCUACAGUUCUACCACAAAUAUUCUGGGUAAAAUAUGGUUUCUGGUAACAUAGUAAAACCACUGCUUUUAUGGCAUGUUUUGUCCUUUUUGGAGCUUGACAGAUGUGGUAACUAUGAACUGUCGUUGUAGCAUGCAUACCGAUUCUUCUACAGAAAACAAAAAAAAAACCCACUGCAUUCAGGUGUAACAACAUGAGGGUGAAUCAAUUAUGAUGACAGAACUUUUAUUUCUGGGUGAAUUAUUUGUUUAAUCUGUUUCUGUCUUCUAUGACACUUUACACAAACUCUCUCAAGCCUCCUUCUGACCAACAUCCUUUUCCAAAGAAACACAUGGAGGGUGACAAUAACAUUCCACUGCAGUCAAACAAAUCAAACCAAAUCGUCAGUGAUGUCAAUUCAGUUCAAAAGUUUAAGUUACAUGAACUCUAGCUAUCCUCUAGGUGUACACAUACAUUUUUAACAGUUUCUGAGGUUUUCUGAAUCAACAGAGUGGAUAGAAGUUGUUUUUUUUACACUGAUAUGAGACCAGUUGUGUGGUUUGUUUCAAGAUACAUGUUAUGGUAAGCUGAUUUUCAAAAGGGCAGUAGACUAAACUGUUAGACUACACAUAUGCCAGGUCUUUGCUAUGAGCUGCCCCAGACUCAAGCACAGUAUUAUACUUUUUGUUUGUUUCUUGAUGUUUUUGGUCAAUUUGAUAUUUUGCACUAAUCAUUUUUAUAAGUGUUUUGUUUGUUUGUAUUUGUUUAUUUUGUGUUUUAUUGUUUGUAUCUGAUCAAUUUUAGACAAUGUAUAAUGAGCAUACAACUGCCAUGCUAUUAUAAUAUCAUCAUACAACAUAUUUUGUAUUAUCAUACAAAAAGACUCAAAUGAAAAAAGAUGUUUGUAUUCGUAGCCAAUCACAAAAUUAUUGUUCUAUAUUUGCAGGUGUAAUUUUUUUUUUUUUUUUUUUUUAGCAUUGUUAAAAUGUUUUAGAUUCAUUGUCAUUUGUUUAUCAUACAUACAAGUUUUUGUUUUUCUUCCAACAUAACAUUACAAUCAAAUCUGCAAUAUAAGUAAAAGUAAAGUAGACAUUCUGAAACAAAUCUUUUCACAACAUAGAACCAAUGCAAGAGUGAUAUGGUGCAUUUUUAUGUAAUGCAAUGUGGAUAAUGUAAUGUGGUACUAGUAAGACUAGUAAGGUACUUUAUCACAUCUCUCAUAUAUCAGUGAGCCACAAUGCUUUGAAUGCAUAUAGCAUUGGAUGACAAACCAUAUAGGUACUAUGUAAAUAAUGAUACUUUUGAUGAUGAACUCGUGUAUGAAAAUUUUUUGAUGUCUACAAGCCUUUUAGAGAGCAUGAAGUAAGCUCAGCAUUAACCAGGUGGAAUACAAACUGUUGUUUUAGCCAUCUAGUGUGUAUGUUUCGGAUGUUCACAUUUUCAAUCACUUCUGUCUUCAAUGAUGAAGCAGCAUUGUGUAUUUAGAUGUAAAACUGGCACCAGUCUUUCAUAUAGAUUUGAAGGCUUUUUAGUGUUUCAGCUCUCUGCAAAUUGACACAUUGUUAAAAAAAAAAAAAAAAAAAAAAAGCUGCAGUCCCUGUUGUACCCAAGUGUGGUAGCAUAAGAAUAUUGAUUUAUUUUUUUUUACUUCUAAGCACACACUUCAAAGUGCCUUUGACAGCCAGUAUUUUGCCUUAAAAUGGCUCAGUUUAUGAUGCACAAAUGUUUAGCUUUAGGUUUUAUACUAUGUCUAAUGUUGUCUAGAUAACAUUAAUGUCACUUGUGAUUUUGAUAUGCUUUUUUGUAUUAAAUAAAUACUACCUGCAUAGUU